Molecule: messenger RNA, 1173 nt
Organism: Caenorhabditis elegans
Lineage: Eukaryota; Metazoa; Nematoda; Chromadorea; Rhabditida; Rhabditidae
Gene: srw-24
Product: G-protein coupled receptors family 1 profile domain-containing protein
Exons: 3
Coding region: 1-1173 (390 amino acids)
Biological process (GO): G protein-coupled receptor signaling pathway; signal transduction
Cellular component (GO): membrane
Molecular function (GO): G protein-coupled peptide receptor activity; G protein-coupled receptor activity
Source: RefSeq, marked reviewed
AUGGAUUAUGUCCUUCCAAUUCCUACUAUCGUAGCUUCCACUGCAAAUCCAAAUGACUAUUAUGGCUUUGUAUACAAUGAAUAUGACUAUGACUUUCUAACCGAGCAGCCCAAAACUCGAUUUUCUAUCCUUGGCGCUAUACUUGAUUUCAACAUUUUCACAGAAAUUGUUGCUAUUGUCUUGUGCCUUCUUCAUUUGAUGAUUUUAUUCCGAAAAUCAUUGAGGAAAAACGGUGUCUUUGUGUUUAUGAUUGCCAUUUGUAUUUCGGAUAUUUUGAACUUCUCACUAGCACUUCCAAACGAUUCAAUGUAUUAUAAAUAUUCCUGGUACCUCGUCCCAAUGCAUCUUGAACAAAGCACAUUUAAUAUCACUAGAAGGUUAUCCAUUUGGUUGGCAAUGGUGAUGGCCUUAUUGAGAUUUUUAUCAGUGGCUUUUCCUAUGAAUUAUCUGAUUCAGAAGCUGGUAAAGCCUAAAAAUACAGUGUUUAUAAUCUUUGUCGUGCUCGCUGUUAUUAUAACUUACGACGCUGCACUUCCGAGCUUGAGGAUCAGUAUUGCAUGGUUUCCGGAUGUGACAAGGUGUGUUGUGAAAAGUAGACACCUCCGAUAUGUGCUCAUAAUGUCGACAGAUGUUGAUAUUGACGCUUAUUCAAUAACCCCUAACCAAAACUUUGUUGAGAGGAUAUAUCGCGUUCUUCAAUUCACCCUUUACCCACUACUCACUAUUUCAUUACUUAUUCAACUGUGCAUUAUCAAGAAGAAAAGAAAGGCUAUGAGACAGAACGAGAAUCAAAUAUCGGAUAACACAACGCUAUUAAUUCUCACAAUGACUUUCACGUUCAUGUUCUCAGAGGGGUUGAUUUGGAUCUGGAUCUUUAUUGACGCUGAUGACCGUUUUUACUAUCAUUUUGAUUUAGAAUACCAAGUAGUGAGCGUGACUCAGGAGUACAAGGAAAUUUUAGUUGCUCUCUGCUUUACUUUUCGAAUCGUCAAUUCGAUAUCCCAUAUUCUCGUUUCCAUAAUGAUGUCUUCACAUUGUCGGGACACUGUAAAAUCAAUUGUUUUUUGGGGCAAAAUUGCUAAACUCUUCAAUCAUCGACUUUUGAAGCGAAAAGUUGAAUCAGAAACCGAUCCGAUAACAGUUGUGAAAGCAACGACAGAUAAUGUUAGCUGA